UGUGUGUGUGUGUGUGUGUGUGUGUGAGAGAGAGAGAGAGAGAGAGAGGUUUGAAGUUGUGUUGGUGUGUAGAGUAAAUGAGAAAACAUGUCGGGACAGUACGGAGGAGAGACUCUGCCUGGCGCUGGGGCAAAUCUUCAUCCUCCUCAUCAUACACUUCUUCAUCAUCCUCACCUUCCUCAUCAUCCUCAGCUGUGUACGGAGGAGGACUUCUGUAAGGAUAGUUUCAGUUUCGGUGUGGAUGAAGAUGAGGAGGAUGAAGAUGAGGAGGACAUGGCACGUGCGCUGGACACUGACAAACCCAGGAUUCUGCUGAUGGGACUGAGACGCAGCGGGAAGUCCUCCAUACAGAAGGUGGUCUUCCAUAAGAUGUCCCCCAGUGAGACUCUGUUCCUGGAGAGCACUAAUAAGAUCUAUAAGGACGACAUCAGCAGCAGCUCCUUCGUGCAGUUCCAGAUCUGGGAUUUUCCGGGUCAGGUGGACUUCUUCGACCCCACCUUCGACUACGAGAUGAUCUUCAGAGGCACUGGAGCGCUGAUCUUCGUUAUUGAUGCUCAGGACGACUACAUGGAGGCUCUGGGACGUCUCCAUCUCACCGUGUCCCGGGCCUACAGGGUGAACCCCCACAUCAACUUCGAGGUGUUUGUGCACAAGGUGGACGGUCUCUCAGACGACCACAAGAUCGAGACGCAGAGAGACGUCCACCAGAGGGCGAACGACGACCUGACAGACGCCGGCCUCGACCAGCUGCACCUCAGCUUUUACUUGACCAGUAUCUACGACCCGAUAUUUGAGGCGUUCAGUAAAGUGGUGCAAAAGCUCAUCCCUCAACUUCCCACACUGGAGAACCUUCUCAACAUCUUCAUCUCGAACUCAGGGAUUGAGAAGGUGUUCCUGUUUGAUGUACUCAGUAAGAUCUAUGUGGCUACAGACAGUUCUCCUGUGGACAUGCAGUCAUAUGAGCUGUGCUGCGACAUGAUCGACAUGGUCAUCGACGUUUCCUCUAUAUACGGGUUGAAGGAGGAUGGCAGUGGCAGUGCGUAUGAUAAAGACUCUUUGGCCAUCAUUAAGUUGAACAACACCACUGUGCUCUACCUGAAGGAGGUCACCAAGUUCCUCACGCUGGUGUGUAUCCUGAGAGAGGAGAGCUUCGAGAGGAAAGGUCUGAUAGACUACAACUUCCACUGUUUGAGGAAGGCUAUUCACGAGGUGUUCGAGGUGACUGUUGUCCGGAGGAACUGUGUAGAGGAUGAACUCUACUCUCCUGGAGUUAAAGCUCCCCUGCUCAAUGGCACCCCUAGAGGCCCAGUGUGGCCUGCAGCUUUCCUUGGGAGGGGCGGAGCUUUUAAACAAGCGGACAAUACGUCAGCUUCGGGUGUGUCGGGGUGAACUCUGUAUCUGUAAUGCUGCAUUGGCAAGACGUGUGUGUGUUUGUGUGUGUGUGUGUGGCUACCAGUUUAGCAUCAAUCAUUUGGGAUCGAUCUCAGUCACCUGAGCGUGUUUCUCGAAGGAACUGAUGUGAUGCAUGAUGGGUAUUUUUUAUUUUUAUAUGCUAACAGACCUUUCACACUGUCAGUCAUCCAGCUCACAAAUGUAGCAUGUUCAUAUUUUACGUGUGUGUGUGUGUGUGUGUGUGUGUGUGUGUGUGAGAAGGUUGACUAAUCUGCAUUCCGUAUGACUGGAUUGGAUUAGAUCGGAUUUGGUACGUUUGCGUAAUAGCUGUUUGUCUUGUCAAGCUUGGAAAACGUCUCUGUUGUUUCUAUGGCAACGCACACCACACCACCUUUACCUACAUUAUAGCGUUUGGGAAUUGACAGUUUCUGUAGCAACAUCACAUUCAAAUAAGGGAAAACAGCCUGUUCUCUGGUUUCUAUAGUAACCGCUCAUUCACAAGGAGAAAAACCGCAGACUGUACCGUUUCUAUAGCAACAUAUCCAUUUGUCUCUAUAGUAACUGCUAAUUCAAAAUAAGGAAAAACAGCAUACACUUUCGUUUCUAUAGCAACAGCUUAUUCACAGCAGAAUAACAGCAAUAUGAUGCAUAACAAAAAAUGGAUAAAAAGUACGAUAUGAUGGUUCUGUAACAAAAUAACACUGUUUGGUGUGUGUGUGUAUAUGUGGUGUGUUUGGUGUGUAUGUGUGUAGUGGGUGAGUGUGUGUGUGUGUGUGUGUGUGUGUGCGCGCAUGCUUGCUCGCUGGCUCUCAGUGCUGAAGAAUCAUCACUAUACUGUCCAACGAUGUAUUUUAUUUUCUACACAACUUGAUAUAUUUGUAUUCUAAAUUGCAAACUCCUGCUUGUAUAAAACUGUGUGUGUGUGUGUGUGUGUGUGUGUUGGACAUGUUGUUGGUCGAUUUAUUUUUUUUACACAACCUGGUCAGGGAACUGAUUCUCGUCUCGAUCGUCUUUGUGUGAGAUCACAGCACUGAUUUCUGUCAGAAAAGGUGUCUGUGUGCCAAUAAAUUCUAUUUUGUUGAGAUCUUUAA
Silurus meridionalis is the source of this 2483-nucleotide messenger RNA. It is a transcript of the gene rragcb, whose product is annotated as Ras-related GTP binding Cb. Gene Ontology annotation, biological process: regulation of autophagy; positive regulation of TOR signaling; cellular response to amino acid stimulus. The record is from RefSeq and is a predicted model, not a curated record. Gene Ontology annotation, molecular function: GTP binding; GTPase activity. NCBI's taxonomy places the organism in Eukaryota, Metazoa, Chordata, Actinopteri, Siluriformes, Siluridae. Gene Ontology annotation, cellular component: nucleus; lysosome; Gtr1-Gtr2 GTPase complex.